Molecule: messenger RNA, 3895 nt
Organism: Strongylocentrotus purpuratus (purple sea urchin)
Lineage: Eukaryota; Metazoa; Echinodermata; Echinoidea; Camarodonta; Strongylocentrotidae
Product: major facilitator superfamily domain-containing protein 6-like protein B
Exons: 2
Coding region: 848-3160 (770 amino acids)
Cellular component (GO): membrane
Source: RefSeq, a predicted model, not a curated record
GGUGCUGAAGAGGAAUUCUCUGCGUAUUAUUCACACAAAAACGGCGAUCACUGCAGCUAGUUACAUAUUCGUGCGCUAUUCGACCUCGUAUGAAUAGUAUUUCAGACGUGAUUUGGGAUACGGAUAUGCGCCGAUAUAAACUGAAGCGGCCGCACGCAGAGGAAAUCAAUAUGGAGAAAAGGACACAGGAUUCAACUUUAUAAGCUGGCAUGGAGACUACACUGCAGUGCUUAAUAAUGCAUCAACAUCAUCAGCUGGUGUAACCAUGAUUAAGUGAACUUGUGAGGUCCUUGAUAUGACAAACAGAUGAACAGGGAAUGAGUCUACAUCUACACCUGAUUACCCAAAGGGAAGCUUCAUAGAGUCGUCAGCUGUGAAAACCGAUGGAGCAGUUUGGCCAGUUAAGCAAUAGGCUGAAUAUUUCAGGACUGCAAUACAAGUGUUGAUGACAAUCUGUUGACAUUUGAGAAUGAGUCUACAUCUACACCUGAUUAUCUGAAGGGAAGCUUCAUAGAGAACUUUGUCAGCUUUGAUGAAAACCCAUGGAGCAGUUUGGCCAAGCAAUUGGUUGAAGAAUUCAGGACUGCAAUACAAGUGUUGAUGACAAUCUAUUGACAUUGAGAAUGAGUCUACAUCUACACCUGAUUAUUAAAAGGGAAACUUCAUAGAGUCGCUAGCUGUAAAAACCCAUGGAGUAGUUUGGCCAAGCAAUAGGCUGAAUAAUUCAGGACGGCAAUACAAGUGUUGAUGACAAUCUGUUGACAUUUGAUUGAGAAUGAGUCUACAUCUACACCUGAAGUGAACCUUGUGUCAAUUUUAGCCAACCAAACCCUACCAGCAAUUCACAAUGGCAAAGCAAAAGCAAAUCAACCUCCAGGUGCUUCUGCUCCUGACUGGGGUAUUCUUCACAGCUCUAUCAGCUGCAAAGGCCUGCUUUGUUCCAUAUGUCUCUAUCUACCUGAGACAGUUAGGUCUGUCAGCCAUGCAAGUAGGAGUCAUAUUGGGUUGUCAAGGUUUGCUCGUAGCCUGUACAGCAUCCUGCAUCGGGAGGUUCCUGAUAAGAUUCCGGUAUGCCAGGUUGUUCUUGCUUCUUGCUAUCGUCCUCUACCUAGGAGGAGUGUUGGGUUUCACCCUCAUCCCAACUUCUAGCACGGCUCUGUUUCAAGUAUACUGCGUUGGUUUUAGCAACAACACAAACAACACGGCAUCAUCUGGUGUCUCGAAUGCCGUAGUUUUGCUUCAACAAAAUGACAGUCAUCGAGAAGUUGUAUCGACUGUAGCAACCAAAGUACCCUCUCCCAUGUCUCCAGAGAACCCAGUGACAACUGCAAAGGUGAAGAAUUUGCCUGAAGUACAGGAUAUUAGCUUGAAAACCACCACGCAUCUUGCUCCAGUAAUUGAGAAUCUCCCUGGCACAGUUGCAACGGUCGAGAAGAUUCAAGACACUUUGACAGAAUCAAAGGACAGUCUGGUACAGACAGUAAAUACAAUGGAUGAGGUACAUGUAGACCCUGAAAGUGUUGCUGAACCUCAAUAUGAAAAUAUGCAGAGCCAUAAAGCAGAGGAAUUUGAUACCCAGGACUUUGAUAGCCAGGCAUCAUCCCCUACUGCUGGUAGCUUUCCGAGAAGUCGUCACCGACCAGGUAACAACAACAGACAAUACCCCAAAAUGGAAGGUGAUCCUUACGUACCACGAAAACGGUAUCGGGGUCAGCAGUUGCAUAAUGACCAGAACCCUGGAAGGUACAUGGGUGAGUCGCUGGAUCCUCUUCCAGAUUGGAAUUGGCAAACUGAAUCUCAGACGGACUUUGAUACGGAGAGGUACCCUGCAUGGGACCGGGAUCAGGAUCACCAAGGGUUGCAAGACAACAAAGAUGAUCAUGAUGGAUAUAAUGAGGAUGUCCUGGACUGGCUUCUAAGAAACGGAGCGGGUCGAACUUCAUCUCAUGGUCAACAAUAUUUGAGGAAUCGAGUUAAGAGGAGUGAUAUUAUUGCCAAUGAGACAACAAGCAUUACUCCCUCCAAAGAGGAAGAUGCUACAGGACCGUCUACAGCAGUAACCACCAAGGAAAUUGAUGAUGCCACUUCAAAUGGAAUUUCAAGCACAUUCUGGUUGGCUCUGCUUGUAGUUGUCAUAACAGGUACUUUUGCCGGACCCAUUGAGCACAUGUGUGAUACAGCCCUGUACCACCAACUAGAUAACAUUGAUGAACUGGACAAAUACAAGAGGCCAUCUCUACUCACCAUGCCUGUGUUUGCUGCCAUGGCGCUCGUGUCAGCUCUCGUGGUGGAUAGCACUGCAUGUUUCCUUUAUGGCAACGCGAGUCACAUGGCUAUCCACUUCUACUUGAGUGCUGCUUUCAUUGGUGUCGUAUUUCUGGUUGGGAUAAUCGUUCCCCUCAGCCACAAGAUCAAGAAUCAACAAGAAGGCAAGUACAUCAAAAGCAUCAAGUUCCUGUACAGUGACGGUCACACAGCAGUGAUGUGCGUCACCCUGGUCGUGACAGCCAUGAUAUCCUCUUGCAGCGACGGCUUCUUGUUCUGGCUGAUCCAGGAUCUGCAUGGAUUAGAAACUACCAUGGGUGUCAGCUUGGCAGUGGCCUUCAUGACUGAGCUACCUAUGUCAAUGAUCUUCACGCCUUGGCUCGUCCAGAAGUUGGGGAAUGUCUGGCUGCUGGCCUUGGGUACCGCCUGCCUGGGACUCCAGAAUCUUUACUACUCUGUCCUUUGGACACCAUGGGCAGUUGUUCCCAUCCAGCUUCUUCAUGCUCUUGGCAGGUCGGCCAUCAGAGGGUGCAUCUUGGCCUUCCUCAAUGAAGCAUCUCCACCAGGGAUGGGAAAGGCCAUCCAGGUGACAGUUCUUGCUCUGGAGCAGGGGGUGGGAAUGGCCCUGGGUAGCAUCUUGUGGGGUGUCCUCUACGGAAUCCUCACCGUGAAACUGAUCUUUGUAGCGGCGGCCAUCAUGGCCCUGGUAUGGACUGUAGUCCUCAUCAUCUGUGCUUGCAGGCUGCCAACGAAGAAGCGAUUCAUGUACGCCAAGCUGUUGCAGUCGGACAUGGAGAUGGAUAUGAAGGGAGGAGCUUUUGGUAGUGACUCAGAGGACAAUGAGGAGAAGCAAUGGUUGCAUGAUGCCAUCAGGGAUGAAGAUGAUGGAGAGUAAGUAAGAAUUCCACACAUCAAUGAUUCCUAUAUCUAUAGACAUCCAUUCCAAAUGUUUAAAUCCUUGUGCAUUGUUGACUGAAAUUGUGGCUGAUAGAGAUAAGUAACCAUUUCUAAAACAGAUCUAAUUUUGCGUUGUGCCCAAAUCUUGAUGUACUGUAAGUAGAUUGAAGUUGGAAAAUGUUCAUUAAUCAAAAGAUCUCUUAGUUGUCGGUAGUCAAAAUUGCAGACAAUUAGCAUUUUCCUUCAUCAAAAAUAGAAUUUAAAAAAGAGAGGCAUACUGUAUUGAAUUUCAAGCAUACUUGUACAUCAAUGCUCUGAAACAGACAUCCAUUCAGAAAGAUAUAUAUUAUGUACUUUAUAUAGUCUUGUGCAGCUGUGUUUUGACUAGAAACACAAGAGUACUAAUGCAGUGAAUUUUGACUACAGUGUGUACUUAUAAUUCAAAUUAUCAAGUAGCAGUAAAGUUAUUGUAACAUGAGUGAUAUAUUGACUGUCUAUUCCAAAUUUAUUUUAAAAGCAAGGUUGUUCUUAUUUUAUGCCAUUUUCAAGGAAGAAUUGAGUGUUGUUGACCAAGAAAGGCAAGUAAACAAGUUAAUAUGGGUUGGAUGAUUUUUUUAUUUUUAUUUACUAAAGUACUUAAUCACCAUGAUGCAUUACUACUUCACACAAAAGAAAUUGACGUUAUUAUUAAACUAACAGUGCUAGAUUUGAAAGUCAAUUGAACCUUGAAUUU